Messenger RNA from Columba livia (rock pigeon), 11832 nucleotides. Its product is annotated as phospholipid-transporting ATPase IC. Gene Ontology annotation, molecular function: ATP hydrolysis activity; magnesium ion binding; ATP binding. The transcript is spliced from 28 exons. Lineage: Eukaryota; Metazoa; Chordata; Aves; Columbiformes; Columbidae. Gene Ontology annotation, cellular component: plasma membrane; trans-Golgi network. Gene Ontology annotation, biological process: phospholipid translocation; Golgi organization. The record is from RefSeq and is a predicted model, not a curated record. The coding region runs from base 7334 to 11080 and encodes 1248 amino acids.
AAGAACUGUUCUUUGGUUAUUGCGUGCGCGUGGUCUCACGAGGUGGAAGCAGCCCCAGAAACUGUUUUCAAACGUGGCUUGGUUACAGCUGGGGCCCGGGUGGCAGCGGGACCCGUGUCGCUCUGGAGCGGGCGGGCGGGCUCUCUGUGCCGAGGGUCCCAGCGGUCCCGGUUGUAACGCAGCCCCUGGGCUCAGUGACAAACCCUGUUGAUAAAGAGCCGUUGAGAAGAGAGCUCUCGGUGCUGACAGAAAGGACGUGUUGCUGUGUCGUCUCCAGCCUGGACAGCAGGGAGUAACCUUCAUUUUUUACAGUUAAAAAUACCUGCUGCUUUCGAUGGGGAGGGAUAACAUCUAGCAAAAGAACUCUAUUUAAAGUUCUAAAAAUCUUCCAUGCCAAACAAUACAGUUCGUGUGUACACAAAAAUAAUUCACUUUUCCUUCAUUAAAACAAAGAUUUUCUGUUUUCUAACGUGAACCCUGAGAGCAGCGUGAUGACCUCUGUAAGAGGCAGUCGAAACCCCUCCGGCGCGCACCAAACCUGCAGCUUGGACAAAGGUUACCAACUUUAUCAUCUUCUGCAAAGAUAACUUGUCUUGACUUGGACUUUAAAAGAUGUAUCUGUUAUAUCUGUUAAUGAAAAAUCCUCGUGCAGAUAAGGGGUAAAAUUCUGAUUUUGUUUCUGCAAGUGGCCCAUCCUCACCCGUCCUUGCUUAACCUCAUGGAACGUGGGCUGUGGUCUCUGUUGGUCUCUGUUCCGCUGUUGGUGACUAGUUCAUCUCUUCCCUGUGCAGAGUCCUGUUGGCUCAGAGAGAUCAAUUCGCUUAGGCUGGAAUGGCCUUCAGAUUCAUUUUCACACACGGCAAUCUUAAAAUGUGAACAGGCAGCUACACUGGCGAGUGCUCAAUGGCCACCAGUCAAAUUCCUCUGGUGGAUACUAAUGCUGGUGUUGUUGCUUAUUCUCUGUUAGUGUAUAGAUUCUGCAUUAUUUCUGAUCAAUAGAUACAAGAUGUGAAUUUUAUCAUCUAAUGCAUGUGGAAAGUGAAAUUAACUUCUGCUGUUCAGACUAAUUUUUUGAGCAGCCUCUGCACAAUUUGUUGUCACAAAUUGCUUGAAACAACCCCUUUUAUAAAUGUUUUCUGUCAGAUGAGGUACUAUUGUGAAUCAACACACAUAUACUUUGUGCAUAAAAGUUUUGCAUGUGUAUUUAUACAUACGUGUGUGCAUAAAACUUGGGGUGGGUGAAUGGCAGCAAUAAAUGACAUAACCAGGCUAGGUCAUACGAGCCCGGUUGCUCACCGAACAGGUUCCGCGGGGAUUUCUCAGGCUGCGGUGAUCGCCUGGGUCCCUGCAAGUGCGCUUUGAAGUUUUUGUGGUUCUGUCGAGUGCUGCAGAUCUUGGACUCAUCAGUUAUGACGUGUGUUCUGGUGGCCUGGGAUUUGUAGGUGCACUGCGUGUCCACGAGCAUUUUAUCCACAGCCAGAUUUUAAUCACUUGAAUUUUAAUCUGUUUUGAUAGGAAUUCUGAGUCACCUCAUGUUAGACGUGUUGGCAGUUUCAGGGUGGGAACUUUCUCCGGGGUCACAGUGCAAUGAAGACGAUGUGUCAGGUCAGCAGUUUGUUUCCUCAGUGCCGUGGUUUGGGUUAGCGUGUGCUCUCCAGCAGCUCUGAGCACCCUUGGUUCAGAGGAGCGUGCCGGGCCCGAGCGGCUGUGCCGGGGAGCUGGGGGAGCUCUGGCAGACGAGCAAACCUCUGCUGCUCUGCCGCGGCCCCGAGCUGCCCCGUUCGGUGCCGGGGACGUGCUCAGCAGGUCAGUGUCCGCGGCUGUGCCAGCGCCAGAACCGCCCGUCUGAUCGGCUGCACCCAGCCCCGACACCGCGAUAGUCACUGGGGCGCUGUGGUGAUGCUAAAGGGCACACACCGUGUAGGAUACGUUUUGAAUCAUAACCUAUGGGAUUUUUUUGCCUAAUGCAAAGUGUGCCUGGUUGUGUUGGAGCUGAGGCUCCAGCGCUGGGGUUCGGUUUGCCCCGCUCUGGUGUACUGAUCCCACGUUGGUGCUGCUCGGUGCAGACUGCCCUGGGUGGCCAGAGCAGUCCCAGCCGGCCCGGAACGGUGACCCGGGCUCUUGGGGCUGCCUUUCUGCGGGACGUGGCCAGAGCCGGGCCUUCCCUGCUCUGGCACAGAACUCAGGGUGUUUCAGAAAUUGUUCCCCUUGAAGGUGUGAUUUUGAGGGUGUUCAAUUACUUGAAAGUAGUCAUUCGAUGAAGUAAAUAUAACUGGUUUGUGGGAAGUAGCUGUAUAAAUUGUUGAGUUGAACUUGCGUGGCAGUCCAACCACAGCCUGGUAGUGUCUGGAACGAAGGUUAUUUCCUUGUGUUGUUUCAAGCUAUUUCAAGUAGCUACUUUUUUAUCCUAAAACAUCAUGAAGAUUAGCUGGGAGGUUUGGGCUGGUCAGAAGAUCCUUCUCUCUGGCUGUCACAGCACUUGUUACCAGUAAGAUUUCCUAUUUGGAGUAAUAUGUGAUCUGUUUCUUACAUUUUGAAAGCAAAGCUAGUUUUAUUAUUUGCCUGUUUCCCUGUAGAAGCUCAUGUUACAGGCAGAUUAGCUGAUUAAUACAUUUUUAAUGAAGGACGAUACUCUAUUAAAGCAUUUGGCUGGGAUCAGUGGAGUGAGAAUAGAAAUGCAAUAUCGCACCAUGGAAGGCCUUUGGUUCUGACUGCUGCUCGGUGGAUUAAAUAGCGAGCGAGAGCUGCAGCACCGUUGCCCCAGCCCCUGUUCCCUGCUGAUGGUUAUGGGGUGAAUGGGAGCAGUUCUGCUCCAGGUCCUGUAGUGCUCACCUGCAGCUAUCAUCUCCUUUGUUGUUCCCACCAGCCCGUGCAAACUUAGGUGCCAAAUGCCUUUUUUGGCUGUAGGAAUUUCACUUCACAAAGAAAACCUUGUUUUCCACUUCUUCAGCUCUCUGACGUUGUUAGAGCCGUUCUCUAACCAUGUGCCCAUGGAUCAAAAGUCAUUCUUAAACCUCCCAGGGUACAAGCUGGGGGAUGGACUUGGGUCUGUUAAAUGCAGGUGGCUGCUUUGAUAGAGCCAUCAGAGUCCUCUGUGGGCUCUGGUUUAUUUUUGGUGGUUUGGAUUGCAGUCCUGCAAGCAUCCCUGCAGUUGCUGUAUUGGUACCUAACAGGGUGUCUUUGUUUCGUGCUUCGUUUUUAGUUUAAGAUCCCAGUUAUUGGCAAGAUGAGCAAUGUGUUACAGCUGAAGAUGGCAGAAUAAUUGCUUCUGUCUCUCCGGGGAAAAUGUAAUUGGAGGAAUUGUGCCUCUGCUAGCAAGUCCCUGUGGGGAACGCUCCCUCCAAGGUUAAUGUUGGACACGGUAUCUAGCUGCAGUUUAGGGAGUGCUCCUGUGAGCAGGCGUUGGUUUUCCAUGUUUCUUUGUCCAGUAACAUGUAGUAAACAAAUAAACCUAAUGAGUAUAGGAAAGCUUUUAAAAACGUGUCAGUUGGUGAAUAUGGGGAAUAUUGCAGCACUCUUCCUGCUCACAAGGAAAACAAGUGUCCUGUGGCUGGUUCGUUGUUGGAGCUCCAAGCGGAGUACUGGCUUUGAAGUGUUUGGGGGGGAUUCCCAAGGGAAUUUGGAGUCCGUUCUCAUGUUAUUGAGCAGGACGUUGGUGUGACUGUGUUUAUAACUGUGGCGCAGCCUGACACUCCAUUUGGCUGAUGGCGGGACCGGCUCGGCAGAUGCCGGGGUUGGGUGGCUGCCAGGUCGGUGCUGCCGCGGCAGUUUGGUGUGUACCGGCUCGGCAGAUGCCGGGGUUGGGUGGCUGCCAGGUCGGUGCUGCCGCGGCAGUUUGGUGUGUACCGGCUCGGCAGAUGCCGGGGUUGGGUGGCUGCCAGGUCGGUGCUGCCGCGGCAGUUUGGUGUGUACCGGCUCAGCAGGUGCCGGGGUUGGGUGGGUGCCAGGUCGGUGCUGCCGCGGCAGUUUGGCGUGUACCGGCUCGGCAGAUGCCGGGGUUGGGUGGCUGCCACGUUGGUGUGUACCGGCUCGGAUUGUUUGCGGUUACCUGCUUCUGGCGUUGCUUUGCUUUAAUGUGUAGUGAUGGCUCUUGUAAGCUUUCUAGAGUGAAGAGAUAUGGGACAAAACCAAAAUAUCUGAGGAUUGGGUCUUUCAUAUGUUUGCUUUUUAAAAUACACAGUUAAAUAUCAGUGAAACACCGCGCUGUAGCUUUUCUGUCCUUUAUAACUCCACAGACCUAGAGUAGGUUAGAAAGGUCUCUCUGACCUUGUGUUUUGUACCAUUUGAGUUUGGUUUGUGACCUUUGCUUAAAAUACCGGUGUUGUUGUGUUCUGAAGCAGCAAUCUGUGGGGAGGCCGGAGGAGGAGUUGUGCUCAGCUUCUUUUAGAUGGAUCUGUAACUUCGUUUUCAGGCCACUUUGGGUGACUCGAAGCAUUAAAGUCAUGCUCCCUGGGAGCCCAGGGUCUUGCAACGGUGUCACACGCAGUGGAGAAUUUCUAGUAGGAAUUUUUUAGUUGUUGUUUAUUGCCUUCAAACAAAUGCAGUAAAUGCUUUUAUCCCAAGGUUUGAGUUAUUCCCAAUUAGCUGGUGCUUGCCCUGAGGCAUGAGCAGACACAAAACCUGUGGAAUUUGCAGUGGAGUUUUCUGCCCUGUUAGUAAAUAAGCGCAAGCAGGCCUGCUGAAACUGGUGUUUAACGCUGUUUUCCUCUCCUCUACCUGCCCACAGCACCGCGCUGCGGGACCAGCUCCCGCGCCAGCACCGCAGCUGCCGGUGCCCAGCUCAGGAGGGUCGCUGGCGCGGGUGUGCUCUUGGUGGAGCCGGCUGCCCUGGGAGUGCACAGCGCCGUCCCCAGCCCACAGGGCCCUCCAGCUUUCCUUGCGGAGCUUGUGUGGCACGGAGUCACGCAGAUCUGGGUUUGUGAAGAGCUGCUCCUGUCUCCGAGAGGCUCCGUGCAGCUUUUCUUGUGCUGGAAUUCGCCCUGCUCAUUAGUUUCUUUUCCCGUGGUGUAUGUUCAAACAUUACUAAUUAUUGGUUGAAUCUGAACUUGAUGUGAGAGACGAUGCCAUCAGAGAAGUUCCUAAAGCCUGUUUAUUUGUAACUGUGUUAGCCCGUUCAGUGCCAGACCCGUAAAAGCAGUGUUCGUUUGGGGCUGUAUUGUUGUGAAGAGGGAAAGGGGUUGGAUCUUGCUUGUGACAAUGUUACCCCCAGCUCCAGCAAACCGAACCCUUACUUGACAGACUGUUACUUCAGCUCAAAUCUGAACAUAAACAGUGCACGCAAACGCAAGAAAUGGUCCGUCCCUCUUCUGAGAAUAGGUCCUUUGUAGAAUGGGCUGUUGCUUUCAUUUUAUUUCAACAUUGUUAAUAAAUAGUUUGUUUCUCCUGCAUGGUGUAGCCUUUUUGGUUCUUUUUUUUUUUAAUUGUGGUGUCUUUUUUCUCCCCAGAAUAGUGACCACUGCAAAAAUCAGUAGGAGCCGCAUCUCUUCUUGCCGAAUUUAAUUCACUUUUGGUUCUCCGUGCCUCGUGCCGCUGGGUGCGCGCUCUGCCCUCCUCCAUCCCCGCUGCCCCAGUAUUAGUUAUCUCCGCUGUGCUGUGCUCUCAGUUCUCCCGUCUCCUCUUUCACCCCGUGAUCGCUCCCCACCUUCCCCUGAACUUCUGACAUGGCGUUGACAUCCCAUCCAGCCCUUCUCCUGCAGACCAGGUGCCAAGAAACCCAACUCUGCACUGCUUUGUCACCCUGGCACUGCAGGACCCCUUCACCCUGGGCCCCAAGCCCCUCUCUGCCCUCUCCUGAGCACAGGGGCCUCUGCAGCCUCCCGGCCAGCCCCACAUUCGCCCACAGCCCCGUCUGUGCCUCCGGCAGUGCCACCAGGGUCCCCUCGGCCGCUGUGAUCCCCUCACAGCCCCGUCCGUGCUCCCGGCAGUGCCACCAGGGUCCCCUCGGCUGCUGUCCCCAAGGGCAGUGGCCGUACAGGCCAGCAGCGAUGUCCCCAGGGAUGGCAGCGCUGAACCCCGGGGUGCAGAGCCGGUGGCCCCUGCAUCGUGUGGAUCCGUGGUUGGUAAAGGCUGCCUGGCAUCCCUGCCGGGUGUGCGGUUUGGUGCCUUCCGCAGAAAGGGUGCCGGCCCUGCCUGCAGCCCGGGGCAGCCCAGCCGGGCAGCCGUGCCCGCAGGGAGCGGUUAGUGAGGUCUGCUCUGUCAGCCCAGUUCUCCAGCUGCAGUCCAGUUCUUGGAGGAGGUCAAGUGAAUACAACUAAUUUGAACUUCCCCCAGUAAACAACUGCACUGACAUUCCCACUAGCAUCACGGGCUGCUGCUGUGUUUUCUAUUUUAGGUGUUUCCAUUUAGCUAUGCAUCUAUAAUAAAAAUAACGCAGUGGUUUUUUGACAUCUCAUCUAACCCUUUGCAUGAUUAAUGAGUUCAUUAACCAUUAAUCUGUUAAUGAGUAAAGACUAAUAGGCUAAAGGCUGAAUCUCUGUGUGCCGGGGUAUGGGCUAUUUGGUUUGUCUCAGAGAGCAAUUCAAAGAUUGGUGGUAUUCUGUGUUUCAAGGACUGUGCAUGUGAGGGUGUUCGGCUCUGCGUCGCCAGCAGCCCCCGCGUCAGGUUUCAGCAGCGCACACUGAGUUCUGCCGUCACGUGUGCUUUACAGGUAUUUCACAGGGGAACCGAGCAUUCUGUCCUGGUCUGAAAGGGUUUUGUCUAGCAGUCAACCAGUUUGUGAUUGAAAACAGAGUUAUAUCUUUUGCCUGAGGAGACGUUCAGCACAGAGAAAAUGUGUCUGUAAAGCCCAAAGUAGGCACGAGGGUGAAGAGUCUGACCUGGCUAGCUCGCAAAGCUGAGGCACGGGUGGCGAAGGGCAGGAUUGUCCACGUCCCUCUUGGGAUUGAAAAAUAAAAGGAAAAGGUCAGUGUUUGUGUUGGCUGCAAGUCCUGCUCAGCAAGUCGGAGUUUGCAGGCGGUAAGAGGCAAGGCCAGCACCUGGUUCAGCAGCGCCUGCCUGGCUCACGAGGGACUGGAACCUCCGUGUCACCUGGGGCGCCCGAGCCCCGCUGCAGGUCGGGCAAGCGCGUCUGCGCCGCGGCCCCGUGCGACAAGGCUCUGUCCACACGGCUGCGGGGCCCACGCCGGUGGCUCCGAGAAGGGCUUGGUGCAGGCUUCUGGUUAAUGCUGUCCUUCCUUUCUCUAGCAUGUGAAAUACGAGGUUUUAUGGGGACAGAGUGGUAGUCGAGAAGGAACAAAAGGGGUAAAAGACAAGAAGCAAAGCAAAAUAUCACAGUGAGGUCUUCGGGUGCCUGAGUUGGAGCUUGAAUCUCGUGUGUCUUGCGGGCAGCGGCAGCAUGAUCUCAGAAAGGGAUUCGGAGACCACCUUCGAUGAGGAUUCCCAGCCCAACGAUGAGGUGAUGCCGUACAGUGACGAUGAGACGGAGGACGAGCUGGACAGUCGGCAGCCUGUGGUCGAAUCCGGACAAAACAGAAUCAACAGAGAGGAGAGCCAAGAGCCACUGAAAAAAGACUGCAGCUGGCAAAUUAAAGCGAACGAUCAACGCUUCUACGAACAGCCCCAGUUUAAGAGAACAGUAUUUCUGUGCUUCAAAAAAAGCAAAUACGCAGGAAAUGCAAUUAAGACGUACAGAUACAACCUUAUCACUUUUUUACCGCUGAAUCUGUUUGAACAGUUUAAAAGAGCUGCCAACUUCUAUUUCCUCGUUCUUCUCAUUUUGCAGUCGAUUCCCCAAAUAACGACCCUGUCAUGGUACACGACGCUGGUGCCCCUGCUCCUGGUGCUGGGAAUAACCGCGGUCAAAGACCUCGUGGAUGACAUUGCUCGGCACAGGAUGGACAACGAGGUUAAUAACAGGACAUGCGAGGUCAUCAGGGAUGGGAGGUUCAAAACCACAAAAUGGAAAGAUAUUAAAGUUGGUGAUAUCCUUCGUCUGAAGAAAAACACUUUUGUCCCCGCCGAUAUUUUGCUGCUGUCCAGCUCAGAACCAAACAGCCUCUGCUACGUAGAGACAGCUGAGCUAGACGGUGAGACCAACUUGAAAUUCAAAAUGGCACUUGAGGUGACACACAGGUAUCUUCAGGGAGAGAGCGCGAUGGCCGACUUCAAUGGUCUAAUUGAAUGUGAAGAACCUAAUAACCGACUGGAUAAGUUCACAGGAACGUUAUUCUGGAGAAACACAAGUUAUUCGCUGGAUGCUGAUAAGAUUUUAUUACGUGGAUGUAAAAUCAGGAAUACAGACUUCUGCCACGGGCUGGUCAUAUUUGCAGGUGCUGAUACAAAAAUAAUGAAAAAUAGUGGAAAGACGAGGUUCAAAAGGACAAAAAUUGACUCCCUUACGAAUUACAUGGUUUAUACCAUCUUUGUCGUGCUCAUCCUGCUGUCGGCCGGCCUCGCCAUCGGGCACACGUACUGGGAGCAGCAGGUGGGCAACUCCUCCUGGUACCUGUACGACGCGCAGGACUUCAGCCCUCCCUACCGCGGCUUCCUCAACUUCUGGGGAUACAUCAUCGUGCUCAACACCAUGGUGCCCAUCUCCCUCUAUGUCAGCGUCGAAGUGAUUCGGUUGGGCCAAAGCUACUUUAUAAACUGGGACCUGCAGAUGUACUACCCGGAGAAGGACACGGCGGCGAAGGCCAGAACCACCACGCUGAACGAGCAGCUGGGGCAGAUCCACUACAUCUUCUCCGACAAGACGGGAACGCUUACGCAGAACAUCAUGACAUUUAAAAAAUGUUGCAUAAACGGCCAAAGAUACGGAGACUGGCGGGACGGAGCGGGGCAGCUGCAGAGCCACCCGCAGCAAGUGGAUUUCAGCUGGAACAUGUAUGCAGAUGGAAAGUUCUUGUUCUACGAUCAUUAUCUCAUAGAGCAAAUAAAAUCUGGAAAGGAGCCGGAAAUUCCCAAGUUCUUUUUUCUGCUUGCUAUUUGUCACACAGUCAUGGUCGACACUUCCGACGGUCAGCUCAACUACCAAGCAGCUUCCCCGGACGAGGGGGCCCUGGUUACGGCAGCCAGGAACUUCGGCUACGUUUUCCUUUCCCGGACACAAAACACCAUCACUAUCAGUGAAAUGGGCAUUGAGAGAACUUACGAUGUCCUUGCUAUCUUGGAUUUCAACAGCGACAGGAAGCGCAUGUCUGUCAUCGUAAGAGAAUCAGAUGGGAGUAUCAGGCUAUAUUGUAAAGGGGCUGAUACGGUAAUUUAUGAGCGGUUGCACCCGAAGAAUCUGAAGAGAGAAGCUACAGAAGAAGCACUGGAUAUUUUUGCAAACGAAACUCUCAGGACCCUCUGCCUGUGCUACCGAGACAUCGGUCAGGACGAAUUUGAAGCGUGGAAUAAAAAGUUUAUGGAGGCCAGUGUAGCUACAACUGAUCGUGAUGAAGCUCUGGACAAAGUAUAUGAGGAAAUAGAAAAAAACUUGAUUCUGCUCGGGGCCACAGCUAUUGAAGACAAACUGCAGGAUGGCGUUCCAGAAACCAUUUCCAGACUUUCGAAAGCAGACAUUAAAAUCUGGGUGCUCACUGGGGACAAAAAAGAAACUGCUGAAAAUAUUGGAUUUUCUUGUGAACUCUUAACAGAUGAAACAAAAAUCUGCUAUGGAGAAGAUAUCAGUGCGCUUCUUCAAACCAGGCUGGAAAACCAGCGGAACAGCGCGGGGUCGAGCGCGUGUUCCUCUCUAAGGAUGAGCGAGCCCUUCUUCCAGGGCAGCAAGGAUCGGGCUUUAAUAAUCACCGGCUCCUGGCUGAAUGAAAUCUUGCUAGAGAAGAAAAAGAAGAAAAAGAAGCUGAAACUGAAGUUCCCCAGGACAGCAGAAGAGAAGCAGCAGCAGAGCGAGAAGAGGAGGAGGGCUGAGGCCCACAAAGAGCAGCAGCAGCAGAACUUUGUGGACCUGGCCUGCGAGUGCAGGGCCGUGAUCUGCUGCCGCGUGACCCCGAAGCAGAAAGCCAUGGUGGUGGAGCUGGUGAAGAAGUACAAGAAAGCCAUUACUCUGGCUAUUGGGGACGGUGCCAAUGAUGUAAACAUGAUUAAAACUGCCCACAUUGGCGUUGGGAUCAGCGGCCAGGAAGGGAUGCAAGCCGUCAUGUCGAGCGACUACUCCUUCGGGCAGUUCCGCUACCUCCAGAGGCUGCUGCUGGUCCACGGACGAUGGUCCUACAUCCGGAUGUGCAAGUUUUUAAGAUACUUUUUCUACAAAAACUUUGCUUUUACACUAGUCCACAUCUGGUACUCAUUCUUCAAUGGCUUUUCUGCCCAGACAGCGUACGAAGACUGGUUCAUCACGCUGUACAACGUCCUGUACUCCAGUCUCCCGGUUCUGCUGGUUGGCUUGCUCGACCAGGAUGUGAGCGACAAGUUGAGUCUUCGGUUCCCCAGUCUGUAUGUUUUGGGACAGAAAGAUUCACUUUUUAACUACAAGAAGUUCUUUUUAAGUUUGCUGCAUGGAGCUAUAACUUCAUUGGUGAUCUUCUUCAUACCGUAUGGAGCUUACCUGAAAACCAUGGGACAAGAUGGAGAAGCACCUUCAGACUAUCAGUCCUUCGCUGUCACGGCAGCAUCUUCUCUUAUAUUUAUCGUCAAUUUUCAGAUUGGCUUGGAUACCUCUUACUGGACGUUUGUUAAUGCCUUCUCAGUGUUUGGGAGUAUUGCACUUUACUUUGGUAUCACGUUUGACUUCCACAGUGCCGGAAUCCACGUUCUCUUUCCGUCCGGCUUCCAGUUCACAGGAACGGCUCCAAAUGCUCUGAGACAGCCGUACCUCUGGCUGACCAUGAUUUUAUCAAUUGCUGUUUGCUUACUGCCUGUGGUGGCGUGGCGUUUCUUAUCAGUGACAAUUUGGCCUUCAGAGAGCGAUAGAAUCCAGAAGAACCGCCAGAAGCUGCUGGCGGCGGAGCAGCAGUGGCGGCGGCGGCAGAGCGCGCUGCACCGCGGCGUGUCGGCCCGGCGCUCCGCCUACGCCUUCUCCCACCAGCGCGGCUACGCGGACCUCAUCGCCUCGGGACGCAGCAUCCGCAAGAAGCGCGCUCCCCUGGACGCCGUGCUGCACGGGACGGGGGCCGCGGGCGCCCCCCACACCAGCUGAGCGACAGCUUUUUAGCCCUCGGAUUGCACAAACAAAGAUUUUUUUAAAUGAACUCAAGAUAUUUUUUUAAGCAAACGGCAUAAGGAUAUGAAGACUCUUAUGCUUUAUCACAGGACUGCUGGAAACACACAAAGAGCAAGAGUUCUCUGCGGAGCUACUAACCCUUGUGCAACUGCUUUCUGUCCCACGUGGCAGUGCAGGAUGCGUGUGCUAGGGGACAAAACCCAGCAUCGCAACUUCGGUCUUGUGGUGCCUGGCACUGCAAGCUUUUCACAUUUUCGUGAUAUGCUGGUAUGAAACUGCAGCGACAUUUCGUCUUUAGUCUUUGAAAGCAAACUGCCAACAGCAGUUACCUGGUGUGCGCCGUUUCACUGACCCGCACAGUCCAACGGCAAAGCCCCGGCUCGGAUUUUAUUAGGAAUCCUGACGUUUAUAGGCAUGUGUUUAUGAACAGAUCCACCUGAUCUCUGCAACACUGCCCUUGGGGCUGGCAAAGUGUCUUCAUUUCAGUUUUAGGUACACAGUCAAUAACGGAUCAAUUCUUACAAUGCAAAGAGUGUUUGUAUGAGUCUCCUUACACUUGCACAUACUGGGACUCUUCAGGUUGAGAUGUAUGAAUGUUUCACUUUUAUCUACUUCCAACUCCUGAACUAAGGUUGAUUAAAUCGUUUUAUAAGAAAAAUGUCAUUCAGCUCUUGUUUAAUGGAAUGUGCAUUUCAGAAAUUUAAUACAAAUAAACAUCCUAAAGUUUA